Molecule: messenger RNA, 2831 nt
Organism: Syngnathus acus (greater pipefish)
Lineage: Eukaryota; Metazoa; Chordata; Actinopteri; Syngnathiformes; Syngnathidae
Gene: il17rd
Product: interleukin 17 receptor D
Exons: 16
Coding region: 39-2459 (806 amino acids)
Molecular function (GO): interleukin-17 receptor activity
Source: RefSeq, a predicted model, not a curated record
CGCUGGGGCUGCAGAAGUUGUUCCGACUUCGGAGAGGAAUGGCGGCUCCUCACGCCCUCUUCGUCUGUCUCCCUGCUUUUCUCCUCAUAUGGAAUGUUCUAUGUGAGGCUACGCUUUCGGGCAGCAGGAGGAACAACCAGGAACGAUGCGGCUUCAAGAUGCCGAUGCAGUCCGGGGCCGAUGGGGGUCGUCGGCCGGCGGUCACGCUCCGAAGCGACAACUGCUCGUCCAACUCCCCGCUGGGCAAACACGUCAUUCACGAGGCGGCCAAUGUCUCCUUCACGCAUCUGGCGUGCGACCACCAAGCUGGAGUCGUGGUCCACUGGUCCGCCAGUCCGCUAGGAAUCGAACACAUCAAAGGCUUCCGGGUGUAUCUGGAGGACAAGAACCCCGAUGGAAAACGAUGCCAACAUCUCGUCCUCAAAGACCCGCGGCAGCUCAACUUCUCAUACAAGAACACGAAGCUGAGCAGUCAGCCGUUUAGUGGCUUGAGCUUCGACACGGACUACUUGGUGCGCGUGGUGCCGUUUCCCACGCUGAUGAACGACACCUUCUUCCCGCCGUCGUUCCUCAGGACAAACUCCUGUGAAGUCCUGCUGGGCUCCGAAAACCCUGUCUGCAAGCCAUUCUGGAAGCCGAAGACGCUGAGCGUGUCCCAGCUGGGCUCCGAGUUGCACGUCAGCUUCGAGCAGGCGCCGCCCUCCUUCGCCUUCCACCUCUACUACGUCUACUACAAACUGCGCCAGGACGAUGGAGCCUUCCGACUGCACCGCUGCCAGCCCGACGCCGGGCGGCCGCAAAGCACGUGCAUCCUGAGGGACGUCGUCACUCCAGGGACCUACACCAUCGAGCUCCGGGACGAAAGCAAUACCACCAGGCGUCAGACGCAGUUUUACGUCAGCCAAGUGCACUGGCCAUGGGCGGGGCCUAUCCGUGCCAUGGCCAUCACCGUGCCGCUGGUCAUCAUGUCGGCCUUCGCCACACUCUUCACCGUCAUGUGUCGCAAGAAGCAGCAAGAAAAUAUCUACAGCCAGCUGGACGAGGAGGGCAGUGAGUCAUCCAAUCAGAGCGCGGCGUCCAGCGCCGACAGACCGUGGCCCCGCCCCAAAGUCUUCAUCUGCUACUCGGACCGCGACGGAGCCAAGCACGCCGCAGUGGUACAAAGCUUCGCCUACUUCCUGCAGGAUUUCUGCGGCUGCGAGGUGGUGCUGGACUUGUGGGAACAUCUGGAGAUGUGCAGGGAAGGUCGGAUGUCGUGGCUCAGUCGGCAGCUGGACGAAGCAAACUUCAUCAUCACCGUCUGCUCCAGAGGCCUGCGCUACUUCGUGGAGCGGAAGAGCCGCCGAGGAAAGACGCCGGUGGGUCGCCGCGGCAACAGCGGCGUCUGCGACAUGGAUUGUCCGGCGGGGAGGUCCGGCAGCGGCGGCGGCGACCUGUUUGUGGCGGGCGUGGCGAUGAUCGGCGAGAUGUUGCGGCAGGCCAAGCAGCAGGAGAGCGAGGAGCACGGCCACGUCGGCGAGCUCCACCGCUACAUGGCCGUCUACUUCGACUAUUCCACCGAGAACGACGUUCCCACCGUCCUCGGUCUGGCUCCCAGGUUUAAGCUGAUGGAUCAGCUGCCUCAGCUGUUCGCCCGCCUGCACUCGGGCCACUCGGGCCUGGCCGAGCGCGACUCGCAGCCGCUCAACAUCUCGCGCAGGAACUACUUCCGCAGCAAGUCGGGCCGCUCGCUCUACGUGGCCAUCUGCAACAUGCACCAGCACAUCAGCCAAAACCCGGACUGGUUCCACAAGCUUCACGCUUCCUGCUCGCCACCGCUUCCCAGCACACCCGCCGUGUCUGUCCGGGACGACGAGGUGCCCUCUUCGUCCACCCGUCCGGACGGCGGCCUGGUUCUCAACCAGGUGCUGGCGAAGACGCCUGAGGGCAGCGAGGAAAGGUCCAGGAAGAACGCGCUCUUGCUCGCCCCUGCCUCACCCUCAGACGCCGUCAGCUUCAACCUCAGUCUGGGCCCCGGCCUGAGUGCCGUUCCUGUUCCUGUACCUGCUUCCUUUCCCAGUCCUGCUCCAGCCCUCUCGCCUUGCGGACUGGAACACACUUCCAGAACGUCCUCCGUAAUCUUCCUGGAGGAAGCAUCGCCUUCGCCGUGCGUCCUGGACUACGAGGCUCCUCCUGCAGAAGCGUCGUCUGAGCUGCCGCCGCCACCGCCACCCCGCGACUCGGGCAUCUACGAGUCGUCCGUGCCGUCCUCGGAACUGUCCAUCCCCAUGAUGGACGGCCUGUCUCACGAGCAGGCCGACUCGUCGUCCCUGGCGGAGAGCGAGUCGUCCUCAUCCGGCUUGGGAGACGAGGAGCCGCCGGCAGUCACGUCUCUGGGCUGCGGCACCCCCACAGUUUGUAAAGUGGAACUGCACCACUUGGAGCGAAGUGCGUUACAGGAACCUGUGGCCUCACUGUAACGUUCAAACUAAUUCUCCAAUGGAUGUUCUGGGAUGCCGGUAACCGUGGUGAUCAGGUGUGAAGGACGACGCCUCAGGAACUUUUGCUAACCACUGCAUUUUUUUCCCCACUUUUGAAGUUUUGUAGUGCCUGCGGACUGGUGGGAAUUUUCUUGCUUCCUGAAAAUGUUCCUUUCCAGGAGAAACAUCCAGAGUGGAUAUUUGGCACACAGGCACUUUUUCUGCCCCCGAAAAGUUAUUUUUCGAGGAAUAUUGACUCGACAGUGGUUCCCAAUGUUGGUGGAAAAUAUAUUUUUAUUCACAUUUGAAGAUGCCUUGUCCUAUUGCUAACAUUUGGAAUGAAAUUGGGCACAAAAGUGAAAAAGGGAACAC